AUUAAAUGGCAAGCCAGCUGCCAAGGCGCCAGAACCGAACUCUGUCACAGCCUCAAUUAUUACGCGCCGUGCCUGGCUGAGGUUAAACGGCGAUUUAUUUUUAGCAAAAGAGUCUAAUGAAUCUUGAGCAGACUCCAACACUUCAAAUACUUCAAAUGUUUCUUUGCGCAUUAUUACAAAACCAGUCUGCUAUUGCAAGAACAAUAAUCAACCACCAGGACUAAGAUCUUCCCCAUACUCACUGUCACAACUCACCCCCGCAGCGAUAACCGUAUCAGCCGCGCCACCAUGCCAUUGAGGGACCUCCUCCACAAACGCGACACCAGCGAUGCCCGCCCAUCGCAAGAAUUCAAAUUUGUUCGCACAGACACUCACACGCAAGAAAUCCUGAACCCACCCUCCUUCGACGGCAGCAGCCAACAAGUCGACGACCCCUCGUCCCUAUCGCCUCGCCGCAAGUCGUUCUUCCGGCGCCACUCGCGCUCUGACUCAAGCCAUCAGCAUCCUCACAACCCUGCCGAGGAGAAAGAAAAAGAAAAAGGCGAGCGCCGAAUAUCGAGUUUCCUGCACCUCGACCGCUCAUUGGCGAGAAGCAAUAGCACGAGCUCAGUCAACAUCCCCGCAGACUUGCCGCAAGUCCAAGACGAUCUUGCGGAGCAGGAUCGAGAGGCACAAUGGGAGAAGAGAGCGACGAGGCUGGUGCAGGGCAAUCCGAUGCUGCAGGAUCGGCCGAGGAGUAGGAGUAAUUCGACGGUUAAUGAGCCGCAGGGCGAUCUUAAUAUUCAAGAGGCGAUUCGGCUGCAUGAGAAUGGAGAGCUGGAAAAGUCAACGAAAAUGUUUGGUAUCCUUGCAGAUCCCAACGGCGCGAAUAACGCAUUGGGUCAGGUUCUGUAUGGACUUGCACUGCGACAUGGCUGGGGAUGCGAGCCCAAUCCGACUAAAGCAGUCACAUAUCUCUCAGCAGCGGCGUCAAACUCUGCCUCAAUAGAAGCCGAAGCGCUGCAAGCAGGUGUGAAGAAAGGAGGAUCAGCCAAGGGCGAGCUCGUGCUCGCUAUCUUCGAACUGGCCAAUUGUUUUCGUAAUGGCUGGGGCAUCGAAAAGGACCCUGUCGCGGCCAGGCAGUACUACGAGACGGCCGCCAAUCUCGGCGACACCGACGCCAUGAACGAGGCUGCUUGGUGCUACUUGGAGGGGUUUGGGGGGAAGAAGGACAAGUUCACGGCAGCCAAAUAUUACCGUCUCGCGGAAGACCACGGGAACAAAACGUUGGGCAAUUCUUGGAUAUGGAAAGAGAAGUACAACCCAAAGUAACGACCAUAUCAUAGUGAAUUGGAUAUCUGAAUCCUCUGUUUCUAUUAUUUGCUUAUAUCGGCUUCAUCGACGUGAAAUUAGGUAGCGAUUCUUGGAAGUUUUAAAUUCUUCUUGUGAUGUAUUUCCUAGCAUGUUAAUAACUUUUGAUCUCCUUAUAUGGGUCACCUUUAUAUUCUACCAGGGAUGGCUCGGUGGAACAAUAGCAAAUGAGAGCCCAGAUAAAUACACACAAAAGACACCUGAAUAAAUAUAAGAAUGGUGAAUAGAGGCUAUUAUCAUCAAUCAGUCUAUCGAGGAACAAUAGAUCUGCUUGGAUAGCCCGGCUAGCCCGAUUGGGGCUGGCCGCCAUCCAGCUUGAGCUCCGGCCCACCCUCACUCGUGCCUUUCUUUUCUUAACCAGGC
Messenger RNA from Talaromyces proteolyticus, 1713 nucleotides. RefSeq lists its product as uncharacterized. The transcript has 6 exons. The record is from RefSeq and is a predicted model, not a curated record. Lineage: Eukaryota; Fungi; Ascomycota; Eurotiomycetes; Eurotiales; Trichocomaceae. Gene Ontology annotation, molecular function: protein binding. The coding region runs from base 289 to 1311 and encodes 340 amino acids.